Molecule: messenger RNA, 2327 nt
Organism: Carlito syrichta (Philippine tarsier)
Lineage: Eukaryota; Metazoa; Chordata; Mammalia; Primates; Tarsiidae
Product: cytoskeleton-associated protein 2-like
Exons: 7
Coding region: 72-1871 (599 amino acids)
Biological process (GO): negative regulation of microtubule depolymerization
Cellular component (GO): microtubule cytoskeleton
Source: RefSeq, a predicted model, not a curated record
AGUUAAAGGCCAGAGAGUGGUGACAUCUAAGGAUCGGGUUCAAGAAGGGACAGAAGUUCUGAAACUUAAAAAUGGCUGGUAAAGAAAAUGUCCCUAGACCUGCAGUGAUCAAAAACAAUACAAUGGUGGAAGAAAACUGUAUUCCUUUAAAAUCUUCUAAUGAACGAACCAAUUCAUCUGUAAUAAUUGAUACAUAUAAAUCUAAGAAUAAUAAUCGAACUCUGCCAACCAAAGAUGAUCCCCAGAGUCAACAUAUGACAUUAAACAAGGCAUUUUACCUUAAAAAGAAAAGUAUAAAGACACAGAUGACUGCAGAAAAACCAAAACAAGAUGCUACUGUGCCCAAGAAACCUGUACUUGGAUUUUAUCGUGGCCAAAUUGUUCAGUCUAAGAUUAAUUCAUUUAGAAAACCACUACAAGUCAAAGAUGAGAAUUCUGCAGCAACAAAGAAACAUUCAGCUACUAUCCCUAAAGCCACCAAGCCUCCCUAUAUAAACACCAGCAAUAUAACAGUGAAAAGUGAUGGAGUCUCAAAUAUGACGGCUACUGCUACAUUUGUGAGCACCACAUCUCAGAACACACAACUUGUGCGACCUCCUAUUAGAAGUCACAAUGAUACCCAGAACACCAUGAAACAAGACAUCAGAACCUCUGCCAAUGUUACACUCCAGAAGGAGCCUCGUGAAAAAGAAUUUUUACAAUCAAAACCAGUUUUAUCUGGUGUCAAAACCAGUUCUUCUCAGGACAUAAAAAGAAAUAAGGCACUAUCAAGAAGCAUAACAUCUGAAAUUGUAGCCAGGCCUGCUUCAUAUCCUAAUACCAAACUGAUAGAAAAAUUCAAACCCAUUGACCAGCAAAGAUGUACUAUAGUAAAAGUAACUGUUGAUAGUAGAUCAGCUCGGCCGAGAGAGACUGCAGAAGAGAGAAAAACUUGUCUAAGUGAGUGGAAAACUGGCAAAGGGAGAGUGUUGAAAAGGCCUCCUCUCCCAAUAGUUACCCAGUGUGAGUCUGAAGGACAAAAUGAAAAACCAGUUGGGUCCUUUUGGACUACCAUGGCCGAAGAAGAUGAGCAAAGAUUAUUUACUGAAAAAGUACACAACACAUUUUCUGAAUGCCUGAAGCUGAUCAAUGAGGGAUAUCCAAAAGAAGAAAUACUGACCACACUGAGCGACUUAAUUAAAAAUAUUCCAGAUGCCACAAAACUUGUUAAAUAUUGGAUAUGUCUUGCACGUAUUGAACCAAUCACAAGUCCUAUUGAAAAUAUUAUUGCAAUCUAUGAGAAGGCCAUUUUGGCAGGGGCUCAGCCUAUUGAAGAGUUACGACAUACAAUUGUAGAUAUUCUAACAAUGAAGAAUCAAGAAAAAGUCAAUUUUGGACAAAAUAUUGAGGAGGCUUGUGCAACCAAAGAACAAGUUCAAGAAGUCAACAUCAGAGGUAUAGGUGUUAAUCUAGAGCCAGUGGAGAAUAAAUAUCAUAGAGAUGUGCUAUUUCAAGGUGGUAAAAAAGCACAAGAUGACAAAACAAAAGAUCCAACCAAUGAUGAUAAAACCCCCAAUACAAAAACUAGAGCAGGCUGCUUCAUUAAAUAUUAUGUAUCCACUACACCAAACUUGCAAAGUGUAAAAAAGAAGAUGCAAUUUGAUGAAGCAAAUUCUGCAUUUAAAGAGCUGAAGUUUUUAACACCAGUGAGACGGUCUCGACGUCUUCAAGAGAAAACUUCUAAAUUGCCAGAUAUGUUAAAAGACCAUUAUCCAUGUGUGUCUUCACUGGAACAGUUAACAGAGUUGGGAUGUGAAACCGAUGCUUUUGUUUGUCGCCCUAAUGCAGCACUGUGUCCGAUGUACAAAGCUGAAGCAACAGAAGAGAAAUAAAGCUUGCUAGGAAAGUGGUUUUCAUCACUCCUAGGGUAUUUGGCUUUGUUUUGUGUGGCUUUGGCUUGCCCUCAGGUCUCAAGUUGGUCAAGUACCUAGGCAUCCUAAGUGUUCGUGGGAGGGUGUUCCUUCACUAACGCUCAUGUCACAGCAGCAGUUGCCCUUCUGCACCUCAGAUAGCUAAUCCUGCCUUGUCAGUCUUAGCAGACUUAGUUCUUCUUUAAGAUAGAUGCAUUUUGUCAGCUAUUUUACUGUGUUCCUUGAAUAUAAACAAUUUUUCAUUAUAAAAGAUGAUUUAUAAAAUUUUGUAUGUAAUAUGAAUAUGGUUGACGAUCACAUAUUCAUUUGUAUGAUAACUUUGUUCUGUGUAUUGUCUCAUGUUCUAGAGAGUAGGAUUCAUAUUCCUUUUUAACUGUAUACCUAAUAUACAUACAAUAAAAAUAUCUAUAUAAUGUU